Molecule: messenger RNA, 528 nt
Organism: Kickxella alabastrina
Lineage: Eukaryota; Fungi; Kickxellomycota; Kickxellomycetes; Kickxellales; Kickxellaceae
Exons: 1
Coding region: 1-528 (175 amino acids)
Source: RefSeq, a predicted model, not a curated record
AUGACGUCCUUACUCCUAGGCUCAUUCCAAGAGGCGCACAGACACCUGCUCAGCCGCGCCGGCGAGCAGGAAUCGUCAGUCUACCUCGGCCUGGUCUUCAAGGCCUACACUCUCCACACAACAAGCCAAUUUGCGCUGGCAUACUUCUUCCUCAUUGUGCUCGGAAUCGCUGAGCGGCUAUUCUCGCUGGGCAUCGACAGCAUUCAUGACAAGCCCGGCCAACCAUGGCGAAUUUUCCCCCGCGCCUGCAUCUACUUUGUCAUAACCAUUAUCCGCUACGUGCUGAUGAUUGUUAUCAUGAACGGGUACAUCCCCAUGUUCCUUGUCACAUGCUUGGGCUUGACUCUGGGCCAGAUUGCUGUCGAGGGAAUUCGGUACGUCAAGAUGAUGCGCUCUAUCAGGCGGAGGGCUGCCGCUGGUGCGCAGAACAACGCUGAUGGUUUUAAUUCGCCAAAGACGUCGGGGUCGCUGGCCGACUCGUACGAACAGGGCCCUAAGACCACCCACGUCAGUGAAUCCUGCUGUUAA